This is a messenger RNA of Podarcis lilfordi (Lilford's wall lizard), 33827 nucleotides long. NCBI's taxonomy places the organism in Eukaryota, Metazoa, Chordata, Lepidosauria, Squamata, Lacertidae. The record is from the annotation of a GenBank genome assembly.
CCCCGCCUUCCCGCUCGCCUCGCAUCCUGGCUCCCUCCUGCCGUGGUCCGGUGCCAGGGCGUCCGUCCAGCCGCCCGCCUGUCCCAUCCAUCCAUCCCUCCAUCCUUUCCCCCCAUCCUUUCCUCCCUGCCCAGGGCCCCGGGCUCCGGCCGCGGGGACAGCUCCCAGGCUGGAAGAAGGGCAGCCUGGAAGGGGGGUACGGCCAUGGAGGAGGGGGCCUCGAGCCGGGCAGCCCCGGAGGAGGAAGAGGCUGCCGCCGCCGCCGCCGCCGCCCCCAACCCCUUCGUCCACGAGCUGCAGUUGACCCGCCUGCAGAAAGUCAAGGUGAGCUGCGGCGGCGGCGGCGACGAGCGAGGGAGGCUCCCCGCACCCAACGCGCGUUUUUCCGACGGGGCGGGCGGAGCGCAAGGGCGCGCCCGGGGGAAGGGAACAGCGGGGAAAUGUUGCUGGACGUCGAGGGGGGGGGGAAUAUAUGGGGCCGCGGCGAUCGGUCGGUUCUCUCUGGAAAUGUGGGGUGCCGGGGGUGGCGUCGUCUAGGAAAGAACGGUCCCCUGUAGGGGGACGAGGUUGCUGUGUGGCGUGUUUGUGUUUUCCCCUACGGGUGGGGGCAGCGCUCCGUGGGUCGAAGAUGUGGGGCUUUUUUUCUGAAGUGGCCUUGCUCGGCUGUGGGUCUCCUGGAAGUGAAGGGCGCUUGGAGGGGAGGCCCGUGGGCCAUCUGAGGAGACCCCUGGAGGGGGCGUUUUGGUGGAGUUUCAGUGGUCUUGGCAGGGUUGUUGUUUAAGACUGCGGGCGAUCUGUUCGUGCCUCCGUGGGCUGUCCUGUAGGAACUGCAGCGCAUAUGGGGGCUGGUGCGAUUUCUUGAUGGGUCUCGCAGGCAGUCUUCCCUCCCCCAUCCCCAGGUAGCAUUUUAUUUUAUGGAGCUUGACUUAUCUUUUUUUUGGGGGGGGUGAUUCUGUUGCUAUGGUGUGCCCUUAGAAAUGAAAGAGAGUUUUGCCAAGCUGCGGGUUGCCUUAUAUAGGUCUUCUGGAGUUGGGAUGCCCUUAGUGGAGCGGGGGGGGGGCAUGAUGAGGGGGGGUACUAUAGGGCUUUAAAGGUGAUGACCAGUUGUAUAAAAGGGGUUUUGUGCAGAGGACAAGGCAUUUCUGGGUGGGUGGAUGUGUCGGCGUGUGUGUGCAAGGUUUGCCUCCCAGGUUUUUGCAGUUUUGGGGGUUCCAGCAGGAGUUUACUUUGAGCUGUGUGUGACACUGGGACCCAUAGAUUGCCGGAGUGUUUGUGUGUGUGUUUUUAAAGGGGGCUACUGUAGGCCUGUCAUGAUGAUGGAUGGGAUUCCUCGAGGGACUGGAGUUUUAGCAGGGCGAGACCGCAUGGAAGGGGGGUCCCGUAUAAGAGGGCCAUAUCGGGUUUAUGGGACUGGAAUAGGUCCAAAAGAAGCGCCAAGGGGGUCCAGAAGAUCCUAGGGAUUCCUCUCCAGCAGGAUCUCUGCAGAGCCUCUAAGCUGUUGGACAGGCGCCGUUUGUUUCAGAGAGGCAGCAGCAGAUUCGGGAGUCCUUUAUAGGGUCAGGAAAGGGCAAGGGCUUUGUGGGGGCCGCUGCAGUGCAUUGUGGGUGAUUAUGCAGUCCUUAGCGAGCGACAAGGUUGCUGUAGGGUCUGCCCCCUCUCCCCAAACAAGCAGGGCAAGUUUUACACAUGCAGAAAAGACCCGCCCCCCAAACCACUGGGGACAAAAAGUGGUAGAAUAGAGGAUUUCUAUAUAGAGCAAGUGCAUGAUGCCUCCUUAUGAGGGUCACUUUUUUGGGAGGGGGUUCCCUCUUGGCUUUUGGAGAAAGGAGAUGGGGGAGAAUUAAAGUCAAAGUGAUGACUCUCUGCUGCUUCCCCCUUUUUUUUGCUUUAGCCAUGCGGCAUUUUUGAAGGGGGGUGCGGAGGAGAAAAGGGAGGCAGUGGAGAAUGACUGAGAGGCCUAUUGAAGCAGGAGUGCUGUGCGUCUUUCCAGGGGUUGCUGCACCGGGCUUGGAUCUUGGUGCACCCCCAUAGCGGGGCGGGGGGGAGAGAGACAGAGAGAAAGAAGCCCGGUGGUUGGAUUACACCGGCAGUGUGGCCCCCAAAAAAGCAAUACCACAGAACGAAGGCAGCAGCAACUGAUCUCUUCUUCCACCCCCACCACAAGCAGCCCUUGCCGUUUGCUGUCUUCCUAGUUCUGCUUCCGUGACUCUGUAUUAGCUCUCGCAGUUGUUAAGACUCUCCUUGGCAACAACAGGGACUGUUUGGAGGGCGACGGCAGGUGCCCCCUUCCUCACAUCCAGCCUUGCUGGCCUUUAUUCUUCUUAGCCUUGGCAUGAAACCCCCCUGCCCCUUCUCCCCUCCCCACGGUGGGUCGUAUGCCCACUCCCCAGUAUGCAAGCUCCCCCUGCCAUCCUGCCCUGCAAUAACUCUUUUAUUAUUCUAUUGCUGAGUCCUCCUCCUCCUUCUCUCCUCCCCCCACUACCCGCCUGCUGCCUGGUGCUAAAUAUUCCCAUUUGUGCUUGUCAGCUGGACAGAUUUAAACUGAAUUUUUCAGUUCCCAUAGCGCUGAGAGUGCAGAGACACAAUUCCCAAAUUAUAUGUAUAAACACACACACACACAUAUCUAUAUAUAAACCAUCAAACAUACAUAAACAAACACACACACACACUUCCAUUUAUUUCGCUGUAGCUUAGAACUGUAGUUGGAAGGGCCCCCCAAGAGAUAUUUAGUCCAACCCCCUGCAAUGCAGGAAUCUUCUGCCCGGCAUGGGGAUCAAGCCCACGGCCCUGAGGUUAAAAGCCUCAUGCUCUACUGAUGGAGCUAUCCCAGCUUAAGGCAGGGGAGGGGAACCUGAGGCCCCUGUGAGUCGGAUGUGGCCCUUGAGAGAUCUGUGGCCCCAGCUUCACACCCUGAGGGUCUAUGUCAGGGCAGAACAAGUCCUUGAUCUCUGUUAAGGCCACUUGGUUGUCUGGAUGGGAGAUAAGAGAAGGGUUUGUUGUUAUUUAGUCGUUUAGUCGUGUCCGACUCUUUGUGACCCCAUGGACCAGAGCACGCCAGGCACGCCUGUCUUCCACUGUCUCCCGCAGUUUGGUCAAACUCAUGCUGGUAGCUUCGAGAAGGGUUUAUUUGUAGAAAUCUGCCUAAGGAAGGGCAGUAAUAUUUACACUUGUCGUCCCCACUCACUUUUGCUUCUGUCCCUGCCUGCCCGCCCAGUGGCAUUGGUCCUUCACAUUGAAACGAGGUUCCCCCACCCAGUUUAAGGGCUGGGGGUGCAGAAGGAAAAGAGAGCCUUGCUGUAGGACAGGGGUCAGCAAACUUUUUCAGCAGGGGGCCAGUCCACUGUCCCUCAGACCUUGUGGGGGGCCGGACUAUAUUUUGAAGGGGGGGGGAGAGAACGAAUUCCUAUGCCCCACAAAUAACCCAGAGAUGCAUUUUAAAUAAAAGCACACAUUCUACUCAUGUAAAAACAGCAAGAAAGCCCCACAAAUAACCCAAAGGUGCAUUUGAAAUAAAAGGACAUAUUCUACUCAUGUAAAAACACGCUGAUUCCUGGACUGUCCGCGGGCUGGAUUGAGAAGGUGAUUGGGCCGGAUCCAGCCCCCCAGGCCUUAGUUUGCCUACCCCUGCUGUAGGAAGAGCUGGUAGCCCAGUGGCAGAGAAUAUGGUUACAUGCAGAAGGCAACAGGGUCAACCUUUGGCAUCUUCAGGUUAGAUGGGGGUGGGGAGGGGGACUCCCAGUCUGAAACCGAAGAGCCACUGCCAGUCAGUGUAGGCUGAGUGGAGUUUGAUGGACCAAUGCCUUGACUCAGUGUAAUCAUGUUUCCUGCGUCGUUCUAAUGCACCUAUCUUCUAUGUGUUUACAAAGUUUGCAAAGAGGUAGGAAGGCAGAUCCCUGCCCUAAGGCCAGCAAUGCAGAACAGCCAUCUCUAGCCAGAUGUUUUGGACCAUUGGUCUUCAGCUGUCGUGUUGGGACCAGCAUUCGAAAUUUGACAGGUGCAUUUUGCACCUUGGCUAUCAGCCACUUGAGACCAAGUGAGGGAUGGUCCAGGUGCCAGGAUGUCUUCUGACGUCUCCACCAUCUGGAGGUGCAUGCCUGGGGAUCCUUGGGUCUUGGCUGUUUCCGCACACUAGCAACGCAUCCUGUAGAAGUCUAGCCGCUAUAUUUUAUCUGCACCAUCAGAAUGAAUUUCAGGAACCAAAAAGUCGUAUUGAAAAAUACAACCUUUGAGCCGUCUGGCACAAAAAUGGCAACUAGGCAAUCCAUGUUGGCAACCGUAAUCCUGGUUUAAGGAGCCAUUUGGCACGUAGAUUAUAUAUUUGAAUUUCUAACACUGGUUGGGACCCACUACUGGGGUCAACUCAAGGCCUGAUCUAAGGUGAGCAUCAAAAAAGGAGAAUUUGGUUCCCAAAUGCAUGUUUGGGUUAAUUCAGGGUCUUUGGCUUGAAAGAGAGAGAGAGAGAGAGAGAGAGUUUGGAUUUGAUAUCCCGCUUUAUCACUACCCGAAGGAGUCUCAAAGCGGCUAACAAUCUCCUUUCCCUUCCUCCCCCACAACAAACACUCUGUGAGGUGAGUGGGGCUGAGAGACUUCAGAGAAGUGUGACUGGCCCAAGGUCACCCAGCAGCUGCAUGUGGAGGAGCGGGGAAGCGAACCGGGUUCACCAGAUUAUGAGUCCACCGCUCUUAACCACUACAUCACACUGGCUCUCAUUGUGAAAAAUGCUGAAAACUACUGUUUUUGGACUGCAACACCCACCAACCUUGACCAUUAGACAUGCUGUUCAGAGUCUGAUGGGAAUUGUAGUCCCAAACAUUUUGAGUGGGGGCAAGUUGGGGAAGACUGAUCUGAGGUGCGGCAGAUAGAAAACAGCAGAAGGGACAGGAAAUGAAGGGACAAUGCGCCAUUAUUUCAGUUCCCAGUUAUUUGGCUUAAAUUACAAUUGGGUAAGAGGAUUAGGAGGUUGUGAGAAAAGCUUCAUGGAAAAAGUGGAAUUUUUGAGGUGGAAUUUGAUGGAAUAUAGAGUCCAAAAUUCUCUCUUCUCCCCCCGCAAUGAAAAUACAGUGGUACCUCAGGUUAAGUACUUAAUUCGUUCCGGAGGUCUGUUCUUAACCUGAAACUGUUCUUAACCUGAAGCACCACUUUAGCUGUGCCGCCGGAGCACGAUUUCUGUUCUCAUCCUGAAGCAAAGUUCUUAACCUGAAGCACUAUUUCUGGGUUAGCGGAGUCUGUAACCUGAAGCGUCUGUAACCUGAAGCGUAUGUAACCUGAGGUACCACUGUAUAACUGAAAUGGCAGGUGCAUAAGGAAUGCACACUGUCUUUCAUGGCUAAUCUCAACCAGAUCAGACCCCCAUUAGUGCAUAUGGGGCGGGAAACCACCGUCCCAAGUUCAUAAUUGCGCAUUGGUGGGGUCUGAGCAACUCUCUAGGAAAGUGAUCUUGAGGUCAUGGAGAUCAGGCAAUGAACGCAACAGUGAAAAGGGCAAAUUCCCUGCUUGGGGAUUAUUAGAGAAAGAUCUGAAAAUAAAACAGGCAGUAUUGUAAUGCAUUUAUACAGGCCAGCCACAUUUGGAACAUUGCUGGAACAGGGGGACAGAAAUUAUCAAAGCUGGGGGGAGAGAGAGAUGGACAGAAAGAGAGAGAGACAGAGAGCGAGCACAUCAUUCCAUACAGAAAGGGUGAAGCAUUGGGGCUUUUGCAUUAGAAAAAAAUGGCUCAGGUGAAGGGAAGUGGCAGUGUUAAGAUUUCUAAGAGAGAUAGAGUGGCCUGGUUUUCAGAGGGCCUUCCUCUAGCUCAGCCUUCCCCAGCUAGCACCUUCCGGAUGUUGUGGGGUUCCCAGCUCCCAUCAGCCCCAGCUAACGUGGCCAGUGAGCAGGGAUGGUAGGAGCUGCAGUCGAUCAAUACCUGGAGGGCAACAGGUUUGGGGGAGGCUGCUCUCUUUGCAAGUGGCUUCAGCAUGAAGAGCAAUCUGGUCCAAGUCUGGAUUAAAGGUCCUUAAGGAAGUGAGAGCAGGAGAAGCCUGGGCACUGCCCAUCAGCAGCUAGCAGCAGACAGCAGAUUCAUGCAGGUCACAUGGUCCUAUGGUUUUUCCCUUACUCUUUCAAAAUACUAGAACUAAGAGUCACCCAAUAAAGUUAAUGGGCAGCAGAAUUGGGACAAACACCUUGCACAACACCUGAAUUGUUUUUGUGGAACUCCCUGCUGUUCUGGAUCCGUCUCAAAAGGGGAGGAUGCAAAUUUGUUGAGGAGGGUUGGUCAGCCAAAAGCUGCUAGCCAGGAUGGCUAAAUGGAGACUUCGUGUUCGAAAGCAGUCUACCUCCAAAUACCUAUUCCAGGGGAGACAAAAAAACAGGAAGGGAACCAUUGCAUUCCAUGUCCGGACUGGGAGUCACUGGGUUGGAUCCAGAUUAGUUGUGUUCGGAGUAGACCCAUUGAAACCAGCUGCCUUUGCCAACUAUAGGUGCAGUACCAUGGCGUAACGAGGACCGUGGCUCAGUGGCGGAGAAUCUGCUUUGUAUUUCUAUGUUCCCAGGUUUGGUCUGUGGCAUCCCUGGGUGGGGGAGAGCCCUGUCUAAAAUCCUGGGCAGCUGCUACCAGCCAGUGUAGACAGUACUGAGCUAGAUACACAAGUGAUUGAAAGAAAGCUUCAUUUAAUUUCAGCAGGUUGACACUAAAUAUGAUGAGAUGUGGAUCCACCCCACUGUUGGAAGAGGGCGCUGCACUGGAUCAUUGGCCUGAUCCAGUCUCUCCUUCUGGCUUUCACUUCUCGCCUGCUUCAUCCUGGGAGUUUUGAUUUAAUUUCCAAAAUGAACAGCUGCUGGGAUGCCGAUCUGCCUGGGAGCCAUUUAUUGUGUGACCUGGAAGGUCCUGUUUCGUUCUAAAUCCUCAGUCUGUCAGGCCUUCCUGUGGAUGCUGUUCAGCACUGAAGGGUAGCAGGGCGGGGACUGAAUUAAAUCGGCGAUUUAGAUUAUGAUUCAAAUCACUAAAUGAGGGAGAAGCCGGUUUAAAUCAAGUUUUCCAACGGUAAUCCAUAUAUAUUCUUAUUUUUAUUUUUAAAAAGAUGCAUAUUGAUUGGUUAAUCUAAUCCCUAAAGACCGUUGACAGUUAAAUAUGCAGGUGAAAUUGCAAGGAGAAGGUGCACUGACAGAGAGCAGACUUCCUCUUUCAUUUCUCCCAUACUGAGUCACACUCCUGCUAUGCAAACCGAAAUCCAGAGUAGCUAAACCAUAAAAAGAAACAACUCCCUGAAGCUUUUGUCUGUUUCGAGACAAAGGGCCCCGAAUCAAGGGGAAAGCUGCUUGUUUUAUGCGUUCAGAAGACAUAAAGGAAACGUCCUUGUCUGCUUACAGAGAGUAAAUAUUCACAAUUUGAGAACUGAGGAAACUGCAGGAUUCUGGUUGAAGGACAUUUUUUUUAAAAAAAAUGGGAGCAUGCAAGUUCUGCCCAGGCAGGAAAUAUCUCCCAGUGCCGGAAGGUGCAAUGAUUUGUGAGUCCCCAGUAUCAAGCCCAUGAUAACAAAGCCCUAUGUGAUCAGUUCCUGCCAUAUUUAGAGUGCUUGAUCUCAAGCCUGGAGAGUGUCUCACACCCACACUGUGCACAUGGCUUCCCACAAAUGAACUCUGGGAACUGUAGUUUGUUAGGGGCACCGGGCUUUGUGGGUGCAUACUAUAGUUCCCAGGAUUGCUUGAGAGAAGCUGUGACUGUUGAUGUGCUAUAAAUGCACCUUAAAUGGUGUGGAUGGUUAGUUAAGGAAGUUCAGGGAGGAAUAUUUCUUUUACUGUACACCUUCUUUCUGACAGUAAGAGCUGUUCGACAGUGGAACUGUCUACCUCGGGAGGUUGUGGAGUCCCCUUCCUUGGAGGCUUUUAAGCAGGGGUUGUAUGGCCAUUUGUCAUGGAUGCUUUAGUGAGAUCCCUGCACUGCAGGACUAGAUGACUAGCUGAUCCUUGGGGUCCCUUCCAACUCUGCAAUUCUAAGUCUAUUAUUCUUGCAGCCCUGAAAAGCCAUUCUGGAGGGUCUGGGGAGCUCCUGAAUUGAGUGGGGUGGGGGGAAAGAUCAGAAACCAGGAAGACCAAGUAUUCUUAAAAGACUGGACUAACUUUUUAAUUUGUUUGAGAGACCACUGUAAACAGCUGAAGUCUGGUUCAUUUUUUCAAAAAGUGAAUUUGUUGCGCUAAGGCGACAGGGCCCUUUAACCCACUUUCAUUACAUUGAUCUAAAUUUUCGGUUUGUGCUUGAAUCCCUUCCACAAAAUAGUAACAGUCCAAAGGGACUCAUAGUCUCUGGUAUUAGAACAUCGCCUUCGAUCUUGGCCCAUGCGUGGCUUUGACUACGCAUCUGCCCUUGGCCCAUAGACUGAAAUGCAACUGCUCCUACCUGUUUACUGCCUAGCUGCCCGGACUCUUGCUAAGGCCUGAGGGAGGUUUUGCCUUUGCUUGCUUCUCUCAUCUUGUGGCAGUGAGUUCCAUCUAUGAACUCUGUGAUGUGUUAGGAAAUAUGUCUCAAAGCUCCCGCUAGUGAGUUUCAUUGGAUGGUUCCUGAUUGGUUGGUUUAUUUAGACAAUUUAUAUACUGCUUAAACACAUCCGUCUCUUAGCAGCAUACAGGGAGUGCCAUACAAUGCAAAUAAAAACCUGUCAAAUCUAUAAAAUCAGAAUUUCAUUUAGCAUGCCCACUGGACAGGGGGGUUGUGUGUUGAGGUUUCGUUUGCUUUUGUUUAUUUCUUAAUUAAUGGGUGUGAUUAUUGCUUUGUUUAUUAUUUGAGUAUGGAGUUUUCAUUAAUUGAUGUUAAAAGGUAAAGGGACCCCUGACAAUUAAGUCCAGUUGCGAACGACUCUGGGGUUGUGGCGCUCAUCUCGCUUUAAAGGCAGAGGGAGCUGGCGUUUGUCCGCAGACAGUUUUUCUGGGUCAUGUGGCCAGCAUGACUAAGCCGCUUCUGGCGAAACCAGAGCAGUGCACGGAAAUGCCGUUUACCUUCCCACCGGAGCGGUACCUAUUUAUCUACUUGCACUGUGUGCUUUCGAACUGCUAGGUUGGCAGGAGCUGGGACCGAACAACGGGAGCUCACCCCGUCACGGGGAUUCGAACCGCCAACCUUUUGAUCGGCAAGCCCAAGCGGCACAGCGCCACCCCCGUCCUAAAUUGAUGUUACGUUAUAUGAAACAUUAAUGUGUUAUAUUAUUUCCCACACACACACACACACACUUUCCCUCCUAAGAUAUUAUGUACAGUACUGUAUGUCUUUUUUCUUUUUUCACUUUAUCUUCUUAGUUGCCUUCGGGUUACAAGCAACUAAUAAUGAAUGAAUGAAUGGGAUUUCUUAAAAAGUUUUCAGUAGAUGCUGGAAGUUCAGCAGGCCAGCCAUGGAAGGCAAUGCUGAAUGCUCAUUCUAGCAUUAUGAAGGAGAGAGAAAAUGCCCAGUUCUCUUCUUGUUUCCCAUUCCUGCCUUGAACAUGUGGGGUGGAGCGGGAAGAAAACCACUUCAAAACAAAGGAAUGUAAUAGCUUAAACCUGCUUGACUCACAUCCUAUUCUCUCUCCCCUUCUUGACCUCCCUGCAAUCCAAACAGAAACGAGAUCCCUGAGUCAUUGUCCCUACCCACAUUCACAGUUUACUGCUGCCUUUUUUAAAAAACCCCUUCUUUGGGAUCUGUGCAGUGCCGGAAGGCAUGAAAUGAGACCUUAUUUACCACCGGGAAGAAGCUGCGCAUGUCAACAUUUUCAGGCGGUUUGGAGACCUCCAGUUUAGAAAUCCAACUCAAAGCAAGGUCAUUCCUGAUGCUUUUCUGUCCAUAUAUGGGACUAUGAAAGAGCGGUGCACAUUGGAACAGGCGCUUCCAAACCGCGUUCCGCAAGCUUCCUUCAGGUGGUCUGAGGAGUGUCUGUGGAUUCGUGGCUGAAGGCAGGAGAGAGAGCACACCCAUUGCAUUUAAUAUACAUACUGAUUUUUGAUUGCUUCUUUUAUUUAUUUUGUUGCAUUGAAAUCCGAAUUCUGUGGAAUUCAAUAAAAUGCAAUAUAUAAAAGACAAUAAAAAACAUAUAGAGGUACCUCAGGUUAAGUACUUAAUUCGUUCCGGAGGUCUGUUCUUAACCUGAAACUGUUCUUAACCUGAAGCACCACUUUAGCUAAUGGGGCCUCCCGCUGCGCCGCCGGAGCACCAUUUCUGUUCUCAUCCUGAAGCAAAGUUCUUAACGCAAGGUACUAUUUCUGGGUUAGCGGAGUCUGUAACCUGAAGCGUAUGUAACCCGAGGUACCACUGUAAUUGAAAAUCAUAUAGCAUCUAGCACAGCAUGUUAUGAUUUGCUACAACAGGCAAAAAAAGAAGAAGAAAUAGUUCAGUGGUCUGCACAGACGCUCCACAAUUUUUAGAUGGGGUGUGUAAAUUUUAAGUUUGGGGACCACUGCUUUAGAAUCCUUUGCAGUGUUUAGGGGUUCCAUAGCAAGUAUUUAGGGUGGGGGUCCUCAGGCUCAGAGACUGAAUGCUGCCCUCGAGACUUACCAUAUUUUUUGCUCUAUAAGACUCACUUUUUUCCCUCCUAAAAAGUAAGGGGAAAUGUGUGUGCGUCUUAUGGAGUGAAUGCAGGCUGCGCAGCUAUCCCAGAAGCCAGAACAGCAAGAGGGAUUGCUGCUUUCACUGCGCAGCGAUCCCUCUUGCUGUUCUGGCUUCUGAGAGUCAGAAUAUUUUUUUUCUUGUUUUCCUCCUCCAAAAACUAGGUGCGUCUUGUGGUCUGGUGCGUCUUAUAGAGCGAAAAAUACAGUAUUUAUCAGGCCCUCAGGAUGCUCCCAGACCAUGCCCCCCCCCCUCACUGGUCCUCCUCCACAUCCUCCCCAAGUGCUUUGGCCUGACUGAAAAGUGUCCUUGAACUUUAAGUAACUCUUCUUGCUUUUCUGGAUGGGAGGAUAGGGACGGGUUUGUUUAGAAGAGAGAGGAAAGACAUUUGUUUGCCUGGAAUGUCAGCCGUUGCACAAAGUGAAGAUAGAGAAGCUGUGAGCCUUUAGAUCCGUAUUUCCCAAACUUGAGUCUCCAGCUGUUUUUUUGGACUACAAUUCCCAUCAUCCCUGACUACUGGCCCUGCUAUACUUAGGGACGAUAGGAGUUGUAGUCCAGCAAGACCCAAGUUUGGGAAAUCCUGCUCUCGAGGUUGCUGGACUCCCAACUCCCAUCAGCCUCUAGCCAGCAUAACCACGGGUCUGGGAUGAUAAGAGAUGUAGUCCAACAAUGUCUGCAGGGUGCCACAUUUCUCAUCCCUGGUACACAGGUUAAGAGUCGCAUCCAUUGCGCCACGUACCCCUGGUCCUGCCCCUUUGGCCCUUGGCUCCACCCACCACUGCCAUGUGGCCCUCAGGAUGAAAAAAGUUCCUCACUCCUGUCCUGAUUUAGGGAUUGAGCUCUUGUGGACAGUUUGUAUCGUAUAACUCGGGCUUGGGUCCAGGCUUAGCCAUUCUUAGAGUUGCUGUUGUUGUUUAGUCGUUUAGUCGUGUCCGACUCUUUGUGACUCCAUGGACCAGAGCACGCCAGGCACUCCUGUCUUCCACUGCCUCCCGCAGUUUGGUCAAACUCAUGCUGGUAGCUUCGAGAACACCGUCCAACCAUCUCGUUCUCUGUCGUCCCGUUCUCCUUGUGCCCUCCAUCUUCCCCAACAUCAGGGUUUUUUCCAGGGAGUCUUCUCUUAGAGUAGGCCCAUUGAAAUAAUAAUAAUAAUAAUAAUAAUAAUAAUAAUAAUAAUAAUUUAUUAGAUUUAAAUACUGCCCUUCACGACAAGAUCUCAGGGUGGUUCACAGGGUAAAAAUACAAAAUUAAAACACAAGUAAAUAGUUAAAACAAAAACAACAAAACAAUACACCCCCUUUAGUCAAUAGCAGUCAGGGAUUAUAAUUUAACACCCUUGUGACCUCUUCCACAAAGGAGGCUGCCCACUGUAUCUCUUAACGAUUUAUUCCUUUUAUUUUUGUCUGCAUUUGCACUAGGUGUGACUAGGUCACUUGGUCAAACCCAAUGUAGCAGUGGCCUCAGAAAAGCCCAUUCAUGGAAGAGUCUGCCUGAUGCAACCCUGUAUGAGUCACUGCCCUAGGCUCAUCUCUACCCAUUCAGGGGACCUCACUCAGGACACAUACAGAAGCAUGGCUCCACUGAGAACGGCAAAUUCUUUCUUUUUCAUACUCUAAAAGUAAAACCCGGGGGGGGGGCUGUUAAGCGUUCCUCUCCUUUUAUUAAAUAACGAUUUCUGCGUGUUGUCUGACAUUUGGAAAAGCACGGCUUUAUUUAUCCUCCGCCCGUGCUGCUUCUGCCUUGCUGAAUGCUUAUUUGCCACCUGCUCCUUUCCGAAGAUUGCUCUUCCAUUGAACACACGCUGUAGAUUUUACCGAGCGCCUCCUCUUACACACAAACACACCUGUCUCCUGCCAGAUUUAUUGCUGCAGAUCUGCCCACUGUCCUGCAGCCCUGGUACCAUUCCAUGCCUACUUCUCCCGCAUGCCUUCCCGUUGCCCCCUCCAAGCUUCCCCUCAUUUCCCCUUCCCAUCCUUCAGCCCUCGCAGGCUCCUUCCCUCCUUCCCGUAAACAAUGCAGGCACUUCCCAGGGGAAAGGUUACUAGCGGUCAGUGCAGCGCAAGUUCUUUGGGGGGUAUUUAUGUCCAGAGAGGCCCGAGAGGGGAGUCCAGAGUGGGACCAGCUUCUCUGCAAGCCAGGAAUUCCAGAGCAACGGCCACUGGGACACGGGGUAGGGUUGUUUCCUCCUGCGGCUGGUUUGUGAGAACAGCCGCCGGUGCGAUCACACAAUAUUAGCCUGAUUCUUUUAAUAGUGGGCUGGCCAGCCUAUGCUAGUUAACGGAUGGGCACAUUUUAAUUUGCAGACUCACAAUUUAAGGCUGCUCCUUUAUUUAUUUAUUUUAAUUUUGGGGUUUCCCCACCCUCUCGCUGAUUAUCGUCAUAGGGAAAGGAAAAGGCAAUUCUAAAACAAUAUAGACUCCACAGGGAAGCUGUUUUGUGUUCCGUUCCAAACCCUUCCCAAGGUCCCGUUAUAAGGAGGUUAAAAGGGACACGGGUGGCGCUGUGGUCUAAACCACAGAGCCUCUUGGGCUUGCCAAUCAGAAGGUUGGCCGUUCGAAUCCCCUUGACAGAGUGAGCUCCCAUUGCUCUGUCUCAGAUUCUGUCAACCUAGCAGUUCAAAAGAACGCCAGUGCAAGUAGAUAAAUCGGAACCACUGUGGCGGGAAGGUAAACGGCGUUUCCGUGUGCUCUAGUUUCCAUCACGGUGUGCCGUUGUGCCAGAAGCAUGCUGGCCACAUGACCCAAAAAGCUGUCUGUGGAUAAACGCCGGCUCCUUCGGCCUGAAAGCAAGAUGAGCACCUCAAACCCAUAGUCGCCUUUGACUGGACUUAGCUGUCCGGGGUCCUUUACGUUUACCUUAUAAAGAGGUUACGGUAAUCUUUGCAACUGGCUGAUUUUUUAAAAGAGAAUUGAAUAAAGUAGUCCUUGCCAACUUGCUCCCCCCCACUCAAAAGGUUAUGUACUCCCAACUCUAUAACCAGUAUGACCAAGGGUAAAGAUGAGUUAAUAUAUUUAUUGCUGGAAUAGCUCAGUCAGUAGAGCAUUAGAAUUUUAAUCUCAGGAACGUGAGUUUGAACCCCCUGUUGGGCAAAAGUCUCCUGCAUUGCAAGGGGUUGAGCUAGAUGACCUUCAGCGUCCCUUCCAACUCGGUGAUUCUAUGGUUCUAUUGCAUUUCUACCCCACCUUUUUCUCCAAGGAGCUCAAAGUGGCAUACAUGGUCCUUCCCCCUCCUCAUUUAAUUCCCACAACGACCCUAUGCGGUAGGUUAGGGUGAACGGAAGUCACCCAGUGAGCUUCAUGGCUGAGUGGAGAUUUGAACCCGGGUCUCCCAAGUCCUAGUCUGCCACUCUUAACCACUGCACUAUACUGGCCUUGUUCAACUGUUCCAGACCUAGACCCACUUCUGACUCCCAAGCUGAAACUGGAGCCCCCUUUCAUGUUUUCACUUUUGAUUCAUACUUAAUAGUGCAAAACGGCAGUUCACUGAGCAACGUACAUACUGUUACUUCAGCAUUACUAAAUGAAAACUAGUCCUGCAGUGUGUCAGUGCCCAAUUUGCCCUAAUGGACCAGCCUUCGCUGAUUUCGGGCUUUCCCACCCUUCGUCCUGGCAGAAUGAGGUGGUAAAGCAGAGCUUUCCAAACUGUGUGUCACAACAUGUUAGUGUGUCGGCUGCAGUGUACGAAGGCUCCCUGUUCUCCUCCCAGAGUUGGAAAGGGGUUAGUUUAACCUCCGGUUUGCUAGUAAAACUGAAUUGCUAUACAGUGGUACCUCAGGUUAAGAACUUAAUUCGUUCUGGAGGUCCGUUCUUAACCUGAAACUGUUCUUAACCUGAAGCACCACAUUAGCUAAUGGGGCCUCCCGCUGCCGCCGCUGCACGAUUUCUGUUCUCAUCCUGAAGCAAAGUUCUUAACCCGAGGCACUAUUUCUGGGAUAGUGGAGUCUGUAACCUGAAGCGUCUGUAAUCCGAGGUACCACUGUACAGUGGUACCUCGGGUUACAAACGCUUCAGGUUACAAAUGCUUCAGGUUACAUACGCUUCAGGUUACAGACUCCGCUAACCCAGAAAUAGUGCUUCAGGUUAAGAACUUUGCUUCAGGAUGAGAACAGACAUUGUGCAGCAGAGGCGCAGCGGCAGCAGGAGGCCCCAUUAGCUAAAGUGGUGCUUCAGGUUAAGAACAGUUUCAGGUUAAGAACGGACCUCCGGAACGAAUUAAGUACUUAACCCGAGGUACCACUGUAUUGCGAAAUGAUGUGUGUCUAAAAAGUGUGUCACCAACACGAAAAGUUUGGAAAGUUCUGUGGCAAAGUCUCAAGGUUAUAGAGUGAACUGUACCGGGAGGCAGUGGAAGACAGAAGUGCCUGGCGUGCUCUGGUCCAUGGGGUCACAAAGAGUCGGACACGACUAAACGACUAAACAACAAUGUACCACUUUGGCUUUCAGGUGGAGAACUGAGUUUAAACAUCCUCCCCUCCCCCAGCAACAAUUCCCUGCAAGCUGAAGAGAGAAAAACACUAGCUCUGCCCUGUGUGGGUUUUCUGCUUAUAGGAGAGUCUGUGAGCAGUGCAGGGAAGCAUAAAAAAAAUGUGACCUGUCAGCUGCAGUUUCAGUGGUGCAGUCCAUUGUAUCAUCCUGCUCUGCUGCACGUGCUGAGCGCGGGCUGGAUCCCACUGCGUUCAGGGGGUGCUUACCCUCAGGUUAGUGGUGCGGAGAACUGCAGCCUCAGGGCCAUAGCUCGACGCGACACCAUUCGUGCAGUUUGCAAUGGUGUCUUUGUCAGUAGACAUAUCGGGAGAGACAGACUUGAACGGAAAGGUUCUUCUUGUUUUUAAGCAACAUCCUGCCUCUUCCUUUUGCCCUCUUCCUUUCCGUUUCAUUCUUCACAAACUUUAUACCAUUUGGCUGUUGUGGGGCUUGGGUGCAUUUCCGCCAAAACUGUCUCGCGUGCCUGGCCACUCGGUUCAUGCUCUGUGUCUGUAUUGAGUGGGGUUUGUAUGGAGAAAAGCAAGCUAAUUUAGUCUCUGUGGGGGCAGGGAAUCUGGAUGCUACUUUGGCUUUGCCUUGUAAGUAUAUGUCUUGUCUUGGAUCCCUGGAAAGCACAGGUUGCCUAAGAUAAUGACAUACCCAUCUUAAGUGCAAUGCAGAAAAAUACAAUGCUCCUUUCCUGGUUGCUUGUCCCGCCUUCCAGCCACGUGUUUGCAGGGAACAAGGGACAACUGCCAUGAAAACAAAGAGUGUCUCUGUAUAAGUGCAUGGAACUAAAACAAGGGUCAGCAAACUUUUUCAGCAGGGGGCCUGUCCACUGUCCCUCAGACCUUGUGGGGGGCCAGACUAUAUUUUGGGGGGGGAAAUGAAUGAAUUCCUAUGACCCACAAAUAACCUAGGGAUGCAUUUUAAAUAAAAACACACAUUCUACUCAUGUAAAAACAUGCUGAUCCCCAGACCGUCCGCAGGCUGGAUUGAGAAGGCAAUUGGGCUGGAUCUGGCCCCCGGGCCUUAGUUUGCCGACCCAUGAGCUAAAACUACAGUGGUACCUCAGGUUAAGUACUUAAUUUGUAACCUGAAACUGUUCUUAACCUGAAGCACCACUUUAGCUAAUGGGGCCUCCUGCUGCCGCCGUGCCGCUGGAACACAAUUUCUGUUCUCAUCCUGAAGCAAAGUUCUUAACCUGAAGCACUAUUUCUGGGUUAGCGGAGUCUGUAACCUGAAGCGUAUGUAACCUGAAGCGUAUGUAACCUGAAGCAUAUGUAACCUGAGGUACCACUGUAUAUGUAUAUUUUAUUUAUUAUUAUUAUGGUUGUCAGCAAUGCAUUCCAGAAGCAAGAGCUCCCUCCAGACAUUCUUUCCGUUGUGCAUUCAUGAUUAUUUGUGCUCAUGAUAGUAUCAGAGUGGCUAGACAUGACCCUGCUUUCAAUAGCAUUUGGUCCUGCAGAGGUUUCAGGGAGGACGUGACGCUUUGCUUCUACUCAGUGCAUGUCCCCAUAACUCCCUGCUGAAUCCCUGUAACUUUUCAUACCACAAGUGCUCCAGUUUAUUUUUUGGUGCCGCUUUUAAUGCGCAAUAGCACCGCAGGAGUGAUCCUCUAGGCAGCAAUAGUGCAUUGAGGUUGAGGAAGGAUUGCAGAACAAGAAACAACAGGGAACACUGUGUGGACCCUCCAGUAUAAAUCCACCCCUAAUUCACUACUAUUGCAUAUCGUCCAACGCGGCACACAGAAAAACCGGGAUGCUAUCUUCCGGGGCAGCACACUUGUGUGACAUUGAGGCCCCGAUAAAAGCACUUUUUCUGGGCACAGUGCCCCAAACACACAGUUUGGGGUGCUGCACAAGAUUGCAGCCCUGGAAAAUCACUUUUGGGGGGGUGAGAUUGCAUCCCGAAAUUGCGCGAGAGCACAGCUCCUAAAUUGGCCGCCGUGCUGUCGCGGGAAAAAACAGUAUGUUUUGGUUUGCCCAGGACAAUUGUAGGUUAUACUGGUGUGUCAGUGACAUGUUGCAGAAUACAUCUACUUUAAAAGCACCAAGUCCUACUGGGUUCAAAUAAAUGUGCAUGGGAUGGUUGCUUUACCAGUAAAUUCUAGAGUGAGCCUAUGUUUCCUCCUCAAAAGUAAGCUCCACAUGGGGGUUCACUUCCUAGUAAGUUUGCAGAGGAUCACAGGAUUUAAGACCUAUUAGGCACAAUCAAAUAUACUUCAAAGUAAACACAUAUAGGACUGCAUGCUAAAUCAGUUAAGUUUAUUUACAUAAACAUAUUAAUGGAAUAAGCAUUUUGUUUCCCCCCACUUUGUUAAUAAAGGAUGUACGUAUUUGUCACAGUGGGAGCUAUCUUAGAAGAUGCAUGCCAUCUUAUGUGAAAUAGGGUGUUUUCAGGGGCGGGGCGGGGGGGUGCCUUUUCAGUGAUGGAGCCUGCCACCUACAGAUUUUUAAAGUUCUUUUAUUAGAAACAAUUAUAUAAAAAAUGUGCUGCCCUUUUAAUCAAGAAUGCUUUUAUCAGAGUUAAUUGAAAGGGUUUUCAUGGAGUUUUCAUCUAGCCAAUUAAUUAGCUAAACAUUCCACCCUGCACUGAAGACUGGAGUUAUUGCAGAAAUUCUGAACCCAGUUUUGCAGUGUUAUUUUAUAGCAUUACAACAAUCACUAGGGACUCUACAGACUCUCCUCUCUCUCUCUCUCUCUCUCUCUCUCUCUCUCUCUCUCACACACACACACACACACACACCACCAACACACAAAUCAUUAGUUCCAUGAUUGUGCCCCGGAAGUGUGGAAUUUGUUGUUGUGCAUAGCAAAUUCAACAUCUUGAGAAUCUCUGCUUCAAGUUUUGUUGCUAUUUUGUUAAACAGAAGUAAGUCUCCAGACCUUAAGACUUCAGAGAAACACUUUGGAGUGUGUGGCUGAGCACGUAUCUCACAAACUGGUAGCGGGAGGGCAGGUUGAGAAAGCAGAUGCAGAAUACAUUUUUAUGCUAAGCAAAUAUCCUGGAAACUCUUCUUAAAUUGAAUAACUAAGACCGGAUUUCAGAAUUCAUCUUCUCUGUUUGCAAAAUGUGGAAUCGCUCGCUCAGACAGACAGUUUUCAUGAGGCUCUGUGGAUUGUCCUUUUGUCAGCAAGCACAGAAUCAGGCCAAAGAGAAGGAAGGAUUGAAAUCCAGUCAUUACCGGGUUCCAAAGGGACAGAUGAAAAAAGCCGGGCUGGCAGUACGGCUCACCAUCAGGACACUGAAUAAAUCUAACAUGUGCCCUGGCAGAUGCCACCGUUUUGCCGGGGCUGUAAUCCGUGCAAAUCGGGGCUGGUGGUCCCUGCAGAGUACACGUGAUUAGCCUAACUCGAUGCCAACCGCACAGCCUGCCUGCAAGUCGGAGCAUGAGAUAUUAUUAGAAAUAAUUUCCUAUGGCACGUUGAGCGCAGAGGGCUCGCAAAGUGAAACAAGGAUGGUUUUGUUAAUGAGAGGUCAGAUGCCUGAGCUGGGCUGGCGGCAGCACUCAGCACCCUUGGGUGGCUGCUAGGAGCCAAGUGCCCCGGCAGCUGCCCACCAACACUGGCACCGGUUUGAACCUGCCUGCCUGCCCCUUGGCUGUGAGCUCUUCUGGUAUCAGCUAGCUGGGUCAGCCACUUGUAAGGCCCAAGUUGUGUGUAAUGCAAAGCCGAACCAUAGUUUAGUGUGAGCUAGCAGGUUCCUGGAGAGGAGAUUGCAGCCAAUUUGUUUCUCCCUCCACUGCACUGAUCUAAGCCAUGGUUUGGCUUUGAAUGUCAACUGAUCCUGGGCUCAUGGUUCAGCUUUUUCCACGCUAAACAUCAUCCACCAGUUACCCUACUUCAGCCGUCUUGUAAAGAUGUACAGUGGUACCUCUAGUUGCGUUCCGCUCUUGUUACGGACUUUCAGCUUAUGAAUGCGGCAAACCCAGAAGUGUUUACUUCCAGGUUCGCCACACGUGCAUGCGCAAAAGCGAUCUGUGUACUUCAUGCAUGCGCAGAAGUGAUCUGCGCGCUUUGCACAUGCGCAAAAGCGCUCGAUCGUGCCAUGCACAUGCACAAAAGAGGCACUCUAGUUGCGGACUUUUCGGGGUGCAAACGGCACCCCAAAAUGGAUUAAGUCCGCGACUAGAGGUACCACUGUAUCUUUUUGCCCAGGCUUUCCCUGGACCCACAAGAUUUGACCCUGUUGUUAUUGAAUUCCUGUUAUAAUGCUGCUUUUCUUUUUCCUUUUUGGUAUCUCAGUGUUACUAUACAAUUGUCUUGUUUUAUGUUGUAUUUAAACAGAUUUUUAAAAUAUUAAGCGGUGUGGAAAUGAUUCUAAAUAAUAAUAAUAAUAAUAAUAAUAAUAAUAAUAAUAACUGAGAGCCCUCUUGGGGAAAUGCCUUGUUUCAAAAUGUGGCAUUGAAAUUCUUGAGUAAAAUAAAUUCAGAAGUCUUUUUGAGUUUGCUUUUAGCACCCUCUGCAUCCCAGAGGGUUUUGCAGUUUCUAAUUCCUUUUUUUUGUUUUGUUUACUUUUUCAAGUGUAUUUCACAAUGUUGUGUAUUGUCAUCCUUUUUAUGUAUGUAAUCAACAAGCAACAGAGCAAAGCCCCCCCCCCCCAUAAUUAUUCAAUUUUUACAAUUUUAGAUCUGGACAUUUUAAUAAGCAUAUUAAUAUUACACCCCCACGCCCACCCUAUCUAUGCCCCAGACUUAAGGUGAUGGCUAUCCCUGAGGCGGGUUCCUCAUGCAGGGAGAGAGGCUGACCUGAGACUGGUCUUUAGGACCUCUUGGUGCUCCCUACAGUCUUACGAUUUUCUUACAUUCUCCUAAAAACAGCCCAACACAAGGGACUUGACCUGGGCUGCCUUCUUAUGAUGUGCCUCCCUCUGACUUUGUCUCUUUGCAGUUCUAUGUGCUGGGAGCUGUGCUGGCCCCAAUCCGUGUCGCUCUGGCCUUCGUGGUCCUGUUCCUCAUCUGGCCCUUUGCGCUGCUCCAGGUGGUGGGAUUGCCGGAGGAGACCCUCCAGGAGCCCUUCUCCGGUUGGAGAAAGUAAGUAGUGGGCCCCGCUCCAUGGGUUGCCUGGCCCUUUGGACCCUGCUGUGCUUGGCUCUCCUAAUGCCCCUUCCUUUUGUUUCCUGCCUCCCCAUUUCUCCCCCCUUUUCAGCACAGUUUCUCACGGUUCUGUCUACUUCCUGAGCCGCCUGAUGUUCUUCUUGCUGGGUUUCAUGAGGAUACGGGUCCGGGGUCAAAGGGCUUCGCGGCUGGAAGCUCCCAUCCUGGUGGCCGCACCUCACUCAACCUUCUUUGACCCCAUCAUCCUGCUGCCCUGCGACCUCCCUAAGGUGGUCUCUCGCACCGAGAAUCUCCACGUGCCCGUCAUUGGAGGUGAGUGACUCCAGCACAACAGACCAGGGCCGUGGGGAGUGAAGGGAAUGGGGCAGCCUUGCAAGGCGGGAAGAGGUUGCUCUGCAGCCCUCUCGGAGCGAUGACUCUGAAAUGAGGACCCCAUCUGAACUCAACAUUUGAAGCUCUUAUCAUGCCACUUUCGGUAGCCAAGACUUUCCCACAAAGAAUUCUGGGAACUGUAGUUUGUUAAGGAUGCUGAGAGCCAUAGGAGCAAACUCCUAAGGACCGAGGUUCCUUUGCCCACCCCCCAAUAAAAUAUUUGAGGAGGCCGCCCACCUCAAAGUUUCCAUUCAAAUGGCAUGUGUGUGCCAUGUCAUGUGAUCGGUUAUGUGGGGUGAGGCUUACCUGUCCCCACCCCAUAUUUUAUUCAAGUUGGCACCCCUGCACAGAGUUGUUAGGAGACCCUGAUUCUCCUCACAGAGCUGUGAUUUCUAGAGUGUUCUAGCAAAAGCGGUUGGCUGUAGCACCACUUUGUGAGGGGAAUAGGGGGGUCUAUUAGCACUUGGUAAACUACAUUUCCCAGGAUUCCUUGGGGAAAAUAAUGGCUGUUUAAAGUGGCACGAUAUCGUUCCAAAUGUGUAGUGCAGAUGGGGCCCAGGUCUUCCCAUACCUAAGUCAACAUUGUAAAUGCUACACCCAUAUCGGCUCUCUCAUCUCCUAGCAUUUUAUUACCGAGGAUGGGCUGAAGCCUCGUUUUUUCAUGAAAUGAUGUGUAUGGGUUAGCAGGAAUAAAUCCUAUGUGCUGUCCUGCCCCGUGUCAUUCCUACUGAAGCAAAUUUCUCCUCAGUCCAGCUAAUUUGCAGUCUCAUUCCUGGGAUUGGGGGUGGGGGAGCGCUUCAAAUUACAAAGCAUAUUCAGGUGAGGUGAGGAAGGUUGGUUUGAUCUUCCCAUUUCCUGUUCAGGGAAGUGUCCAGAGAAAGGCCUUUAAAUGUAAACACAGCAGAUACAUGAAUGAAUGCAUGUGGCUCCCCUGUAACCAUUUGUUUGGCCCUCACUUUAAGAUACUUUUGUAUACUCACUCAUCUGAUUCUCCCCAAAUCUCAACUUUUUCAGGGUUUGGGGAGGGGGGUUGGCAAGGGGGUGGUUUUUACUGUUAGAUAACUCCAUGUUCGUGUCGAAGCUUUGAUGGCAAAGACUUUAAUUUCAGCAGACUGGGUGGCUUAGGAGGGAAAGGUGCUUGGGAAAUCAAGAAUGUCUCGUAACGUUUGUGUCAGUAAAGCACCAUAUAAUAAUAAACAAGAGGCUGAGAAACAACGGUGGCCGGUGGACAUCCCCUUCCUGCCUCGCUGGUGGGCUUUCGAUGGGACCACCUCCAUGAGACUCUCUCAGGUGUUGAGACCACACUGUGUGCCACCAACUUGGAAGGCUCGAAAAAGAGAAUUGGACCAAUUCAUGGAGAAAUUGGAGACCAAUUCAAUGGCUGCUACCCAUGAUGGCUGUGCUCUGCCUCCACAGUCAGAGGCAGCAGUGCUUAUGAAUACCAUUGGCCAGCUCUCUUGGCAGUUCUGCCACUGCCAGAAGCAUGGAAAGUGGCGACCUGGAGAGUCCACCAACUUCCGAGGCAGACCGUUCCACUGUUAAACAGCUCCGGCUGUCAGAAAAGUUCUUCCUGAUGUUUAAUCGGAAUCUCCUGCCUUCUAACUUGAAGAUUACUUCGACAGUAAAGUAUUUACAGUGGUACCUCGGUUGUCAAACUUAAUACGUUCUGGGAGUCCGUUCGACUCCCGGAACCAUUCAGAAAUCAAGACGCGGCUUCCGAUUGGCUGCAGGAGCUUCCUGCACUCAAUCGGAAGCCGCAUUGGACACAUUCGAGAACCAAGGUACCACUGUACUGGGAUGUGCUUCUUUUGUUGAAUCUAUACUGUUCAGGUUGGAACAAGUUUGUUUUAUUGUGUGUGUAAUUUUAAUACAUUGUUUUGCUUUUAAAGAAUAAAUAUAUGACUGUGUCACCAUGACCUCCCCUGGGACCUAGUGGCUAAGGGUGGACCAGAGAUCUUAAAUAAGUUCAUUAAAAUAAAACAAGACUUCUGGGGAAGCUGGGCAGCUCUGCUAAACGGGCCUUUGGUCUGAUCCAGCUGGGCUCUUCAUAUGAAGCACUCAUUCAGAUCGCCACAGCGAUUUCAGAUUUAGGGAAAGCUUCCUUAGGCCCAUUACCAGGAUUGAGGUGUCUGGCGAUGACCCAGGGAUGCCCCUAAGUCCACCCUGCUCUUCUGAAUCCCGUUUCUCUUUCUCUUCCACCCCCACCAGCCCUGCUGAGGUUUAACCAGGCCAUCCUGGUCUCGCGUCACGAUCCGGCUUCUCGCAAGAAGGUAGUGGAGGAAGUGAAGAAACGGGCAACUUCCCAGGGGAAAUGGCCGCAAGUAAGGUUUUUACAGGAGCUGCAGUUUGCAUUCCUGAGUUACCGGUUUGGGUCCCUGAGUAAGAUAAUCCACUUUAUUUCCCCUUCUCUUGUUUGCAGGUACUUUUUUUCCCAGAGGGAACCUGCUCAAACAAGAAAGCCUUACUGAAGUUUAAACCAGGUAAGAGGCUGUGGGGAGUUGAGCGGAUGAGCCUGUGAACAGAAGUGGGUGCAGGGCAUUUUAGAUGAGGUAGGAACUCUACUCCUCUCCAUAGCUGUCAACUUUUCCCUUUUCUUGCGAGGAAUCCUAUUCAGAAUAAGGGAAUUUCCCUUUUAAAAAGGGAAACGUUGACAGCUAUGCUCCUCUCAUUCACACUGGGCAGACAAUUCAGCAAAAAUGGGGGCACAGCCUGGGUUUACCUUCAGCCACCCAUAGGAUGACUUGCUGUUAUUUUCAUUGAUUAUACAGUGGUACCUCGGGUUAAGUACUUAAUUCGUUCCGGAGGUUCGUUCUUAACCUGAAACUGUUCUUAACCUGAAGCACCACUUUAGCUAAUGGGGCCUCCUGCUGCUGCCGCGCCGCUGGAACACAAUUUCUGUUCUCAUCCUGAAGCAAAGUUCUUAACCCAAGGUACUAUUUCUGGGUUAGCGGAGUCUGUAACCUGAAGCGUAUGUAACCCGAGGUACCACUGUAGUUUGUUGUUGUUUAGUUGUUUAGUCGUGUCCGACUCUUCGUGACCCCAUGGACCAGAGCACUCCUGUCUUCCACUGCCUCCCGCAGUUUGGUCAAGCUCAUGGUUUUUGUCCAUGGAGUUUUCUUGGCAGUUUAGCAAUUCUUUAUUGUACAGUCGUACCUAGGAAGUUUGACUUCCAAAACAUUUGGAAACCAAAGCACAGCUUCUGAAAAGGCUGCAGGAAGAUCCUGCAGCCAAUCAGAAGCUGUGGAAUCUGCGCCAGAUGUUCAGCUUCUGAAAAUCGUUUGAAAACUGGAACACUCACUUCCGGGUUUCAAUUGUUUGGGAGCCAAUCUGUUCGGGAGCCAAGGCAUUUGAAAUCCAAGGUACGACUGUAAUCUUAAAUGUAAACUGUGUAAGUGUAAAUAAUAAUUUAAUUUGCAGACAUUUACGUGUUAAGUGUAAAUAAUAAUUUAAUUUGUAGACAUUUAAGUUUUCUCUUUACUAUUAUAUUCCAAUGGAUUAUUUAAUAUUGCUUUAUUUUAAGUUGUUUAUUUUUAAGUUACGUUUUUAUUAUAGAUAUUUUUCCAGUAUUGGGUCAGAUUGCUAUUAGGUGUGUGGCCUUUGCUAUCUAUUUUGCUGUUUCUUCAGCUCGCAAAACCGCCUUGUGUAUAGCAAUACAGAAAGGCGGUACACAGAUUAAAAGUGACAUGAAAAGAAUGAAACGAAGGACAUAAGAGCAAGUCUUGAGGGUGUGUGUUCUUCAUCCUCAGGUGCCUUCAUAUCUGGUGUCCCCAUCCAGCCAGUCCUCAUUCGAUACCCAAACUCUCUGGUGAGUCUACAAGAACAUUAGGAAAGGGCGGGUAGAACAUCUGAUUGGCUUGAGGAAUAAUGAUAGUAUGUAUGUAUGUAUGUAUGUAUGUAUGUAUGUAUGUAUACAUACCCUGCCCAUCUGGCUGGGUUUCCCCAGCCACUCUGGGUGGCUCCCAACAGAAUAUUAACAAGAUGAUCAAACAUCAAACAGCUUCCAUUACUGACAUCUUCAGGUAGGGCUAGGAAAUAUUCCCCGUCUGAAACCUUGGAGAACCACUAUCAGUUGGUGCUAAGCUAUAUAGACCCCAUGUUUUGGCUUUGCAUCGUUCCAUUUCUGAUGUUCCUAAAGGUACUGAUGGUGAGGCAGCUGAAGAGGCUGUAUUUCAGUUCCUCCGCACAUGCGUACAGCUGUGCACCUGAAUUCGAGGCCAUGACAAACCUCCCUAAAUAUUAUUUUAAAAGUGCUUCUUUUCUUUAUAGGAUUCGACGACAUGGGCAUGGAGAGGACCUGGAGUGUGAGUAAUUGACAUGGGGGCGUCAAAUCUGGAAUAAUAAUAUAAUAAUAAUUUAUUAUUUACCGUAUUUUUUGCUCUAUAAGACUCACUUUUUCCCUCCUAAAAAGUAAGGGGAAAUGUGUGUGCGUCUUAUGGAGUGAAUGCAGGCUGCGCAGCUAUCCCAGAAGCCAGAACAGCAAGAGGGAUUGCUGCUUUCACUGCGCAGCGAUCCCUCUUGCUGUUCUGGCUUCUGAGAUUCAGAAUAUUUUUUUUCUUGUUUUCCUCCUCCAAAAACUAGAUGCGUCUUGUGGUCUUGUGCAUCUUAUAGAGCGAAAAAUAUGGUAUACCCACCCAUCUGGCUGGGCUUCCCCAGCCACUCUGGGCGGCUUCCAGAAAAAUAUUAAAAUACUGGAGCAUUGUGUGCACUGAUGUGUGGGGUGGAGUAUGCUUGUUCUGCAGGCCGGUGGGGGCUUGGUUUGUAGCCAAGCGUCACCUUCCACUUUUGUCCUUUCAGGUUAAAAGUCAUCUGGUUAACAGCAUCUCAGCCCUGCACAACAGUGGAAGUAGAGGUAAGGAAAUGUCUCUUUUUCCUUCUCUUUUUUUUUGCAACACAGUGCCCCCUACUGUGCCAUGCUUCCUAAGUCCCAGAUUGCCCGAACUCUUUAGGAUUCAGAGUCAGAAUCCAUAAAUUCAGAUUCAGUUAGCUACGCUCUCCACUUUUUGAAGGGAGUAGUUUUUCAACACUCCUCAUCCCCACCACUAACAUGGUAUAACUCUUUUAUCAUACGCAAUUAUGGGAAUUUCUGGGAAAUUUGAAGCCGUAGAGAGGGAGAAAUGUUUUGCUGCUGUUUUUUUCCUAGAGAAAACAGGGGGGAACUUUUGAGGGGAACUGAAAUAGAUGCAAUACUCAUUUGCCAAAGGUGAACUCAUUUUACUACUUUAACUGCAUAGAAUGCACUAUUUAGCAGCGGAGAUGGCAUGCAAUGUACAGAGCAAUCGUAAGGAUGUUUACUCAGAGACAAGGCCCACUUUUUAGUGGAGCUCACUCCUAAGUAAAGGCUCCCUGAAAUUUCUCUCCUAGUGGAAAAAUGGGGGUGGGAAGUCCUAGCAGAGUGGGGAAAGAAAGUAGGGGGAAAGCUGUGAUUUUUUUCCUUCCUAGGAGGUUUCGUGGACCAUCACAACUCUUAAUCGCAUAUCAGACCCACAGCAAGCCAUCUCUCCCUGAUCGCACUCAUAAUUCUUCCUGUCAUUUUCAGUUCCUCCCAGUUUAUCAGCCCAGCGCUGAGGAGGCUGUAAACCCCACACUGUACGCUAACAAUGUGCAGAAAGUGAUGGCCAAGUAAGUAUGGAGAGGGAGCGGGUCUUAGUAGUUUGGGGGAGUGAGGGACUUUGGUAGGCUGGGCAUGGGGCGGAAUUCUGUUUAAAGUCCUUGCUUCCCCCUCAAAGAAUUCUGGGAGGUGAAGGUGACCCUUCAACAAUUCACAGCACCCUUAACAGUUCCCAGAAAUCUUUGGAAUUACAGUUGCCAGGAAUCUUUGAGGGGAAGCGAUGUGCUUUCUGUGUAUGGCACAGAUUCGACCAAAGAGGCCCAGAAAUGGGGAGGAGAGGCAGUGGCUGUGUGGAAGAGAUGAGGCGAAAAAGCUGGACCCAGGCCCCAAAUCAAGGGUAUUCCCCCACUACAGCCCCACAGGUUGCACAAACACGAUCAAAAGUCCUCCAUUCCACUUUUUCACGCUGUGGAAACAUCUGCUGCUUGUGUCAGAAGCAGCCGCAGGGACUGUGAGCAUUUAAACCUGAGGGAAAUGGGGAAUGUGGUAGCUGUAGUCAGAACAAGAAGAAGUAGCAGGUAAAAUAAAGAGAAAGAGAGAGGCUUUUCUGCUAGCAGGAAAAACCCCAUCACCCCUAGGCAGCUGGUUCAAGUCCCUGGUGGUUAAUGUCUGGGGGAGACGAUCAGGAUGUUUGUGGGCAGGAAGUGUGACUGCAGCAUUGGCCCUUGACGCAAGCUGAUGGGAAACCCCUCCUCUUAUCAGGCGAGGCCUCAAUUUGCUACUUAGACCUUUCCCCCCCUCUCUUCUCCUUUGCCUCUUGCCCCUUCUCCCUUUUUUUUGGCUAGAGCCCUGGGAAUCCCAGCUACAGAUUGCGAGUUUGUGGGCAACCUUCCAGUCACCGUCGUGGGGCGCUUGAGAGUGGCCCUGGAACCACGCAUCUGGGAGCUGGGCAAAGCGCUUCGGAAGGCCAGGUGAGAGGCCACAUUUGUGUGCAGGAAGGUUGCAGGUUCAACUCCAAGCAUCCCCAGUUAGAAGGAUCAGGAAGUAGGGGCUGAGAGAGAUCUUGGCUUGAGAUCCUGGGAAGCCACUGUGAGCCAAAGAACACUGGUCUAGAUGAGUCUGUUCUCUCUAAAAAAAAAGGAACGGGGGGGGGGGCUGGGAACACACAGGAAGCAAAGGAAGAUGCCUCAUAUCAGACUCUUGGUCCAUCUACCUCAGUGUUGUUUACACUGACUGGCAGAGCUCCCCAGUCUCUCCCAGCCCUGUCUGCAGAUGCUGGGAAUUGAACCCAGAACCUUCUAUGUGCAAAGCAGAUGUUCUGUCGCAGAGCAAGGGGCGUACAUCACUGGCAGGAGAAAGCCACUAGUUCAAGAGUGCAUGAGAGGGUCCCACAUCAGGGCCAGCCACAGCAUGAUGGUCGAAGCAGUGGUGGUGCGCAGGAUGCCACGUUGCCAUUUUCUGAUGGCAGCUACGUUUCCCUUCAGUCUCCUCUCGCGACGGGCAGACAUGCCCCCUCAUCAUCCAUGGCAGAGUGAAGCAUGUGGGGAAAUCCAAAAGAAGGGUACAGUGGUACCUCUGGUUGCAAACGGGAUCCGUUCCAGAGGCCCGUUUGCAACCUGAAAGGAAUGCAACCCGCGCCUGCGCCUGCGUGGGUUGUGAUUUGCCGCUUCUGCGCAUGCGCAUGAUGUCAUUUUGCGCAUCUGCGCAUUCACAAGCAGCAAAACCCGGAAGUAACCCUAUGGCAACCUGAAAACACUCAACCUGAAGCAAAUGUAACAUGAGGUGUGACUGUACUUGUUACGGUAAAUGUGAAAACCUUGCUUUCCUUAUUGGUUCCCCCCCUUCCUGCAGGUGCCCAACAGGGGGAGUCAAGGGUCAUUUGGAUUCCUUGCCUGCAGGUGCAUCAGGACAGCUAGGGCCAAAGGAGCUGGCUCAUUGGCUGGGGCUGGCCUGCCCUGAGGAUGUUGAAGGGCUCUGCACCUAUUUCCAACAGGUAAGUGGGAGCAGGAGGGAAAGCACAGAAGCGGCUUGUGCAAUCGUAAGCCAGUAUUUUAAACGCAAAAUGUCCUUGAGGGUUUUGGCAGGAUGGCGGUAUGCAAAUGUAGCAAGUACAGUGGUACCUCUGGUUAAGAACUUAAUUCGGGAGACUUCCGGGGUGGCGCCUCCGGAAAAUGGCGGAAUUCCCUUCAAGUUGAAGGGAACCCGCUGCACGGAAGCUUGGGUCCUACCGCUACGGCGCAGCGGGGACCCUUAAAACCCACAGGCGGAUGAAGCCUGUGGACGUGGGACUCAGCGGGCACCGUGAGCGCUCUCUCCCUUGUACAGGAGCCCGGUAACGGGCUCCGGAGUGGGAGGUGCGUGGUGCUGUGAGUCGACUGCUUCUUUCGUGCAGCAAAGCCGCACUGCCGUUUCCGGAGAGCGCUGCCUUUUUCCUGGGACAAUUUGACAUCUAAAACAUCUAUCCGUGAGUACCUGAUCUUGGAAGAGCUGAAUUACUUUUAAGACUGGUGAAUAAAUAAAUAAAUUGGACUUGAAAUUGAAUUUAAUUGGGACUUGGAACGGGAAGGUCUAAACAGGAAGUCAGCCUUCCGUUCUUUUGUUACGUGAAGAAAGCAAAGACAAAAUAUACUAAAGCUUGAAAAUUAAAUUCUGAGAGAACUAGAAUUCAACAUCUAAGAUUUCUGAACCCCCCCUUUGACUGCAGGAGAAGAAGGGGGUUGUUUUGGACUUUUUAACCCUGCGGAAGUGAGUUUAAAACAAAGUAAUUUUCCACCGCCCUGAACCAGGAGCGGGCUGUCAGAACUGACGUUUUGAAGCUUGUCCAGCUCGACAGAUAGUUAAAAGAAAGGUAACAUUGUGACUCUACUGUUGCCUCUUGAAUUUUGAAGGGGAACUUUGGAUAAAGUGUAUCUGGAAAAGAAAGACUGUUGCUGAUGUGUUUCUCCUUUAUACAAAAAAAAAAAGGAAAAAAGGUUUUCCCUCUAGUGGGAUUUAGUGAAACUGCAACGCAGAGAGCUUAAAAGUGAAGGACUAUAAUCGUGGGAAAGAAUUUUCUUUGACCUUGAAGGACAAUGCUUGUACAAAGGCUUGAACAAAUGUUCCUGGAAGGUUUUUCAAAACUAAGUGCCCAGCUGGACCAGAUGCGUCAGGAGACGACCUUGAUGACGGAAGUUACCAGAGCACAGCAGCAAGUAAAUGGAACUCAGUUAAAAUAUCUACAAGUAUAUGAACCUGCUGUAGUGAUGGAGGCUUCAGAGAUGGAGGGACCUUUGGACCGGCAGGAUCAGCCUUUGAACUUGAUAAAUGAACUUGGGAUAAAUCAGAUUCGGAAAGAUGAAAUGUGGUUAGAUUUGGAAAUGGGGGAGGGAUUGACCCCCCUUUAUAUGGUUAUCUGGACUUUCCGAGUCUGGUGAUGGGCCAUCAGAGGAUUGGAGUAGUCGGAGCCUCCAAGUUUCAAGGAAACUUGAAGUGGUAUUAUCUGCUGUCUGGCUUGGACAAUGGGCAUGGGAUGGACUUGCUGCAAAGGGUCAAAAGUAUCUUUCUGCUGGAGUACCCACGACUGAAAGGGAAACAUCAAGAAGAGCUGCGAAAGGGGCAAGAAAGAGAUUUGAGGGCCUCGGACACGAGACAACCAGGUUAAGGAGCCGGACUAUUGAGGUUAAAAGGACUGACAAUCCCGGGUCCAGGGGAGGGGCGCUGGACGCUGACUGGAUUGUGUCUGACUUAUUAUUUUAUUUUAUUUUUCUAUUUUUCAAUAUUGGGAACGUUCAUAAAUGUUUGAAAGAUGUUGAAUGAAACUAUAUGGCUUAAGUAAUGAUUGGUAAAUGAUUUGUAAAAAGGUAAUGAUGUAAGAAUUUGGUAAAUACUGAAUAUAAGCUUUGAGUUUUAAAGUUUUUAUAUGACAAGAGGGAAAAUAGAAUAAGGAAAUGUAAUGAUAGAAUGUUAUGAAAAAACAGAAAGGAUUUGCUGUAAAAAUUAAAAAUUAAGAAACAAGAGAGGGGAGGAGGAGGAAGUCUAGAAAGGAAGUUAAUAGAGAUCGUAAAUGAUUUUAUACCUUUGGUUUUCUUUUUUUCUUUUUUUCUUUAUGGUUGGGUUUUUUCUUUUUUAUUUCUUUAUCAUUUUUGUUUUUUGUAUUUUCAAAUUUUUUUGGAAAUUUUUGUUGUUAUUCUUUGAAAACUUAAUAAAUAUUAAUUAAAAAAAAAAAGAACUUAAUUCGUUCUGGAGUUCCGUUCUUAACCUGAGGUACCACUUUAGCUAAUGGGGCCUCCCGCCGCCGCCUCACGAUUUCUGCUCUUAUCCUGAAGCAAAGUUCUUAACCCGAGGUACUAUUUCUGGGUUAGCAGAGUCUGUAUCCUGAAGCGUCUGUAACCUGAAGCGUCUGUAACCCGAGGUACCACUGUAAACGUGUUGGGGUUAUUGUUUUUUGUUUGUUACUAUGGUAUUUUUUCCGUUUUGUUUUAAUAUUGUAAACCAGCCUGUGAUCUUUGGAUGAAGGGCAGCAUCGAAAUUUAAUAAAUAAUGAUGCAUUUUAUUCAUUGCAUUCCCCCCCACACACACACUAUUUCUCCAUGGAGAUCAAAGUGGUUCUCCCCCUCCUUAUCUAAUCCCCACAACAGCCCUGUGAGGUAGCUUAGGCUGAGAGGCCAUGACUGGCCCAGCGUCAGCUUCAUGGCCAAGUGGGGAUUUGAACCCUGGCCUCCCAGGUCCUAGUCCUAGUCCGACGCUGUAAUCACCGCACCACACUGCCUUUCCAAAAUAGAAAGGACAUGGAAAGAUGUGGUAUUCAAUGAAUAUCCUGAAACAAGGGGAGAUGCUUUGUGAAAAUGGCUGCAAAAAUUCCAAAUCACUGUUAAUGUGCUCCCUGAUUGGCUAAGAUUGGCCAUUGUGAUCUGCAUGGGGAAAGCCGCCAUUGUCUUAGCUAUGUAGGCCUAACUUGCCCUCCGUUUUGCCUGCACAUAGCCAAAAUCUGAUGGGAAACAGAAUGGGGGAAAUAACAGUGAAACAGGGGUGAGCUAUGGCUGUGAACAGCUUCCCAAAAAAGGUGAUUUUAAGGUAAUCCAGCCCCCUGCCCAAUGUGUCGCUACUUUUUGAGGUUAAAAUUGAGCCAGGAGAACAUCUGGUUCGGUGUGCAACACAAUCAGUUCUCUCCUUCUUGCAUCUCUUCCCAGGACGCCGAUGGCAACAUGGACUCCCGGGAAGUGGCCCUGGCCCUGGAGGCAUUGGAAGGAGAGCACAACCCACAGGAACUGACGUUUCGUGCUUUUAAGGUAACCGCUGUGGUUGAGUUCAAUGGAGAGAAAGUCAAGCUAGUGAUUUGAUGGAGACAGAGAAACCCAAUUCUCUGCUAAACAUCUAAACAAUGAGUUGGACAGCGCUGGCUAGAGGGUAUGGGGUGAUGCCUAGCCCUUCUGGCUUGCUGCUUCCCCCCUGCAUUCCACUCCCCCAGCCAUUUUUCUCCUAGUGGUGGGGGGAAAUGCAUCUCAGCAUCUUGGUUGGGGAGAAGCAUCCAGGGAGGGGAGUUCUUGUUGGGAUACUGCCAGGGAGACAAAGUCCAUCAUGGCCCCCAAGCCGGCUGCCGGACGAUCCAUCGACCUCCCAUAGUCACGCAGUAUCAGCAAUUAGUGACAUGAACUUCUGAGAAAUAGCUUGCCACAUUCCAGAGCUCAUGCACACUCUAUCAGCAGACAAUGCACAGCCAAAGUCGCACUCAGGAGAGCAUUAUUUACAAGUUUAUUCAGCGUUGAUCAGAACACAGAAAAACAUGACUGCCUGCUUUAGUGUCUACGACACAGAGAGAGAAAACGAAAGACACAACAGAAACAUCCUGUGGAAACAGGAAAUAUGCAGACUCUGACUCACAAAGCCUGCUCCCUUUUAAGGUGGAACGGAAAUAUCCUAACAUCUCUAGGGUGGUCCCUACAGGACUUCUGUCCACGUGAAGCACAAGUGGGAUUGUGAGUUUAGAAAGGGGUUAAUCCAAGCAAUGGAAGACAUGGCUGCGUGCUGCUGUGGUCUUGCGGAUCAGAAGGUCGGCGGUUCAAAUCCCCACGACAGGGUGAGUUCCUGUUCGGUCCCAGCUUCUGCCAACCUAGCAGUUCAAAAGCACGUCAAGUGCAAGUAGAUAAAUAGGUACCACUCCAGCGGGAAGGUAAAUGGCAUUUCCAUGUGCUGCUCUGGUUUCACCAGAAGCAGCUUAGUCAUGCUGGUCACAUGACCCGGAAGCUGUCUGCGGACAAACUCCGGCUCCCUCGGCCUAUAGAGCGAGAUGAGCGCCGCAACCCCAGUCAUCCACAACUGGACCUAAUGGUUAGGGGUACCUUUACCUUUAAUCCGAGCGAUGGAAGACAUGGCUGCGUGUCUCUGUGUCGGUCUGGGUGGGCUAUAGAACGAAAGGGGUGGGGAUUGGGGCAAAGUGGACCAAACCAAAGGUUUAAAGGGGAGGAGUCUCUGCUGUGGCGGGAAAGAGGGCAUUAUAUGCAAUGUUGCAUUCAGAGUUCAUAUCUCUGUUCCUGACACACACACCCCUUUCUACAACGCCAGCUCUUCACGGAGACAGACGGUGAGGCAGAGAACAGUCGGCUUUGCCAAGAUGGAUUCUGCGCCAUUUUGCGCCUCCUGCUGGGCACACCAGGUGCAGAUGGGGCCGAACUCUAUAGUCGACUUUGUGGGGACCACAGCCAAGAUGGACUGACCCUCGGUGAGAUCCCUCAUAAAAGCGGGGCAUGGAAGGGAAAGGGGAGGUGUGACGGGUCUCGUAUGUCGAGUACAUGAAGGGCUCAUUAACAUCAAGUUUUGAGGAAGAAGGGCAUUGGGUUUGGGGACAGCUAUGGUAAGGGGCAAAAAGUCAGGAGGUGGAUACAAGUUGCAGGAAGAAGUGUCAACCCCGGGGUGUCCAACAUGGCAUCUGUCGCUGGUGCCCACAGAGUCAUCUCCUCCCUCCCUGCUGAAAUUUGUUGUGAAAGAUGCAUUCUGCUGUAGCUGGCAGAAUAGCUGCAAUGUUUGUCAGAUUGCCCGGGCAGGCGAGCCCACAAGAGUUUCUCAGGUUUGCAAAUGGACCCAUGGGUCCCAAAAGGGUGUCAGCGCCUGGUCCAUACUGACGCAACUUCUGCUGCCAGGGGAUUCUCCUAGGGCUACCCAUACACCACUUUUACACUGAUAUUCCUUAUUUGUGCUUUUUAUCUCGUGGUUUUUUUAUGUUGUGAACUGCCCCGGGAUCUUUAGAUGAAGGGUGGUACAUAAAGCUAAUCAAUGAAGUAAAAUAUUCACCCUGCUUUCCUUUUUCUCUCUUACCCAGAUGAGUUCCAAGACUUCUCUCUCCGCCACCCUGACUAUGCCCGCCUCUUCAGCACGUACCUGCGCCCCCCCGUGGCGUGCACUCUGUCCAAGCCUAGCCUCCCGCCCACCUAUGCUAAUGGCGUUCCUGCCUCCCCUCCCAAGAGCAAGGCAGACUGAACCCCCUGAAAACUCUUUAGCCAUGUGUAUACAACGAAACACACACACAAACACACACAGCCAUGCCACAUCCUUGGCCACGCAGACCCCGCCCCUCCUGCUCGCUUGCUCGCUCUCUGCCGCCAUGGUGGUUAGGCAAAGGGGGGCGGAGACACCCCCAUCUCAGGGCAACCGUAACCGGGGAAUCACAGCCGCAAGUUCUUUGGGGAUUGGGGCUUCUCUCCGUUUAUUUUAAAAGUUUUAUUUUUGUUAUGUUUUAAUUAUAUCAUUUUAUCUUACGUUGUUGAUAUUCUGUUUUGUUCAUUUGUCAAUGGGAAGGGAAGGACGGAAGGGUGAGAUACUGUUGCUUUUCGUUUUAUUUUCUGUUUUGUAAAAUAUAAAAAGUGC